AUGAAACAAUCGUCAGAAAUAUCGUCAUUACCAUCGAUGGCACGAUCGUCUCACAUUAUGAUCGAUUUCGAAAAACUUGUCAGCGAACGUUUAGCGAGUCAUACAGAUUUUUACAAUAGUUCGCCGUCUGUAUGUAAUAUGAGUGCUCCACUAACUUCUGAACAACGGCAAAACUUCGAUCAAAUUCGGCAAUUUCUUAUUGAAUCACGCGAAAAGUUCAAACCAUAUCCAGAAGACUAUUUCCAUGGCCGAGGGAUUGUGCUAACCAUAGGGAAAUUUCAAAUCCCAUAUGCGAAAGUCAAUCUGAAAAUGAUUCAAUUUACUGGAACUGUUUUGCCUGUACAGAUAUGGUAUUCAUCAUUAGAAAUUUCGAACGAUAUGAUAAUUGACCUACUCGAGUACGUACCGAAGCUCAGUGUAAGUGCUUGUUGUUUCGAAUCGACUCAAUGUCAAACUCUCGAUACGCUGUGGCAACUUAAUCCAACUUAUGUCUUUUCGCCUCAUAUGAGUGGAACUCUACUGAAAAACUUUCCAUACAAACCAGCUGCUAUUAUCAGUGCUACUUUUGCUGAAGUUCUCUUUCUUGAUUGUGAUUCAUACUUAGCUCGUGAUCCCGAAUAUCUAUUUCAAUUCGAUCCAAUGUAUGUGAAAUUUGGCGCUCUCUUCUUUCCUGAUGCUAUGACCAGUCGACAACAUAUAUCUAUCUGGAAUUUGCUCAACACAACAUGUGCUCAUAAUGAACUUGAACUUGAUAGUUCGGCAAUUUUAGUUGAUAAGAGACGAGUAUGGAAAGGUUUAUAUUUAACCAAAUUAAUGAAUGAUAAACAUACCCUUUUCUAUCAACACACCGACGGUGAUAAGGAUACAUUUCGUUUGGCUUUUCGAUUCAUGCACAUUCCAUAUUAUUUAGUUGGAAUACCUUGCAGCACGGGACGUUUUAAUGGUGCCCAUUUUUGUGGCUUAUCAUUAUGUAAAACGGAUAGUCUCGGGAGAUACAUAUUCAUCAAGUAUGAUAAAACAGUCUUGUCUAUUACUAAUAUGAUGUACUUUUGUAAUGAGAAUAGUCAUAUACAUCUACUCAAGUACGUGUGGGUAAGCUAUUCAUCGAGAAAUCUUGCCUAUACACGAAUUGCUCUUUGUGAUCCAUACAAUCGUUCGUUCUCGUUUCAAUUCUGUCAAUUAUCCCAAUUGACUCCACAGUGUUUUCAUAUUUUCGCUCCGGAUAAUCGACAACGAGCAUCAAGCAAAUGCUAUACAGGAAGAAUUCCACAGAAUGAAAUCGAGAAUUAUAUCUACGCACCAGGCGAAUCACUCGUAUCAGAAUCAAUCAACAGUAACCGGGUCUUAAUCAGUGAAACCAGCAGUUUAAUACCCGGUUUUAUCACACAUUUUCUCCACUAUCGACAAGAAGUGCUUGAGCGAGAGGCAAGUACUUUAACACAAUCUUUUCCACAUUGA
This is a messenger RNA of Adineta ricciae, 1458 nucleotides long. The record is from the annotation of a GenBank genome assembly. NCBI's taxonomy places the organism in Eukaryota, Metazoa, Rotifera, Eurotatoria, Adinetida, Adinetidae.